Macadamia integrifolia is the source of this 6204-nucleotide messenger RNA. RefSeq names its product anaphase-promoting complex subunit 1. Bases 193 to 5676 code for a protein of 1827 amino acids. Gene Ontology annotation, cellular component: anaphase-promoting complex. The transcript has 37 exons. Gene Ontology annotation, molecular function: molecular adaptor activity. The record is from RefSeq and is a predicted model, not a curated record. NCBI's taxonomy places the organism in Eukaryota, Viridiplantae, Streptophyta, Magnoliopsida, Proteales, Proteaceae. Gene Ontology annotation, biological process: protein K11-linked ubiquitination; anaphase-promoting complex-dependent catabolic process; metaphase/anaphase transition of mitotic cell cycle.
GUUCGCUCAAAGGCUCUAAACCAACCCAUCGGCACGGACUAGGGUUUUUCCCACCCUGUCUUCCCCCCUCUACUUUUUUCAAGCCACUCAGGGGGAGAAAAAAAAGGGCGGGAGAAAGAGUCAGUGAAAUGCCACUCCUUUAGUCCUCCACUUCUUUCAUUUCCUUCGCAUAUCCGCAACAUAGGUCGGAAAAUGUCGAUUAAAGUUCGUCAUCUAACAGUUCUUGGCGAGUUCAAGCCCUUCGGCUUAAUUGCAGAAGCUUUAGACGGAAAGCCAGUCGAAACUGUUACUGAUAAGUACGAUUACUUCCUCUUCAACCCUAAAAUUACCCGAGAAAGCGACGAUUUUUCCGAUCACGAUUCUUCAGAAACUUCUUCGUGCGAUCGAAGCGACCAUGAGCUCUUCAUUAGAGGAAACAGGAUAAUAUGGAGUGCUGGUUCUCGGGUUCAGAAAAGAUACACCUUACCUUCUUCUGUCAUUAUGGUCUGCUGGUGUCGUCUGGGUGCUGUAUCAGAAGCCUUUCUUUGUGUUUUACAAAUUGAUACUUUGACAAUCUACAACACAUCAGGUGAAGAAGUAUGCAUUCCUCUCCCUCAUAGCAUCACAUCUAUCUGGCCUCUUCCUUUUGGUUUACUUCUUCAACAGUCAACUGAUGCGAACUGUCCGAGCCAUGUAACUUUUCCAUCUUCAAGUACAGUGUCAAAUGCCCGUGAUUUAUUACGGCCAAAAAGAGAAUUCGGGUACAGUCCACAGAAUUCCGUCAAUGCACUCAAUUCGUUUGAUAAUAUUGUCAAGGGGGAUGUAACUUCAUUGUCAUCUCAUCUGAUUUUGAAAGAUCCACUUGAAGAACCCCAGGCAGCGUUUGUGGAAGAAAGGGUUAAACUGACCACCAUGAAAGAUUUUGAUGAAAUAACAAUUUGGACUAGUGAAACCAUCCCUCUAAUGGCAUCGUAUAAUAAAGGAAAAAUGCAGCAUUCUGUAUGGCUGGUUGAAGUUUCUAAUUCAAAUCUUGAAGCCACAGGCACAAGUCUGUCCGAUGUGGUUCCUUGUGGGGUGCAACAAAAACAGUUCUCUUUCAGGAGGAUAUGGCAGGGGAAAGUUGCUCCAUCCGCUGCUAGUAAGGUUUUUCUGGCCACUGAUGAUGAUGGUGUGCCUGUAAUUUGUUUUCUUCUCCAAGAACAAAAAGGACUUCUAUCAGUAAGGCUUCAAACCGUGGAGAUGAGUAAUGAGACCCUCUUCGAUAUCAAACCUGACACAAGCUGGAGUAUCCCUGCAAUUUCUGCUGCUCCUGUGAUUGUGACCCAUCCAAGAGUGAAAGUUGGAUUGUUACCAUUUGCAGACAUCAUUGUCUUGGCUUCAGAAAACAACCUUGUUCUUUAUUCAGGAAAGCAAUGCCUUUGUCGGUAUUCGUUGCCAUCUGGUCUGGUUCAUGGCCUGGUGCGGCAUAGUGGUUCAGAAUCAACUGCUGGUUCACAUGAUUUAAGGAUCAUAGAAUUAGCUGAUGCUGUGGAGGGGCGAAUUAAUGUAAUUGUCAAUAGUGGCCGGAUGUUUAGAUGUGCUUUACGUAGAAGUCCUUCUUCUUCAUUGGCAAAUGAUUGCAUCACAGCAAUGGCCGAGGGGCUCCGGUCCAACUUUUAUGAUCAUUUCCUUGGUCUCCUAUGGAGAGAUGGUGAAUCUGCAUAUUUGUCUGAGGCUGAUGCUUGUGUUGAUGCAGAAUGGGAAUCUUUUAGUAGUAUUAUAAAGCGCAUGUGUCAGAAAUACUCUAGGGUCAUCCUUCAAAAGCUGUCAGAUCCACAGCCUCGAUCAGCAUGGGAAUUUCUUAUUACUAGCAAAUUCCAUCUGACUUAUGAUAAAUGUACAUAUAGUACGGCUAGUUCUCAUGCAACAUCACGUGAUUUGUGGGAUUUUGAUUGUUCUACUGCACAGGUAGAGGAUAAACAAAGUUCAGGGACCUCAUUCCUUGUUCACUUUUUGAUGGAGACUUUGGAUUGCUUGCAUGCCCUGUAUGAAAAUUUGAAACUCAAUAAUCUUCGGAAACGGGACCUGGGUCUUCUGGUUGUUCUAUUGUGUAAUAUUGCUGCUUUUCUGGGUGAAGAAAGCUAUUUGGACUACUAUGUUCGUGAUUUUCCCCAUCUUGCGGAUAAAAUUAGGUCUUGUGGGACUGCUAUUUCUCCUAGAGCACCACCUUGUUUAUUGAGAUGGCUUGAUAGCUGUUUGCGACAUGGAUGUCAUAUGGCGAAUAUUCGUGACCUUCCGUUAUUAAUUUGUAAAGAUAGAGGUUCUGUGGUGAGUUGGUCUCGGAAGAUAGUGUCAUUUUAUAGUCUGUUAUUAGGUGCAAGGAGGCUAGGCAAGAAGCUCUCUUCAGGGGUUUAUUGCAGUGUUGCCCCAGGAUCAUACCGCUCUCCUGAGGAGCAUACUGUCUUGGCAAUGGCUGCAGAAAGAUUUGGACUCCAACAACUGGACUUACUACCUGCUGGUGUAUCUCUUCCUUUCCGACAUGCACUGGACAACUGUCGAGAAUCUCCUCCGACAGACUGGCCCGCAGCAGCUUAUGUUCUAAUUGGCAGGGAAGAUUUGGCACUGUCAUGUGUUGAACAUUUGAGCAAAUCCAAGGAAAUCGAAUCCCGAAUGAGUUUGAAUUUGAUCUCUAUAUCUACUCCUUACAUGUUACGUUUGCACCCUGUUACAAUCCCUUCAUCAAUUUCUGAUCCUAUGGGAUUGGAAGGUGUCAAGAUUGAAGAUGCCGAUUCCCUUGAUGGAUCUAUGGCAGAUGGCAUGGAGCAUAUCUUCAAUUCCAGUACACAGUUGCGCUAUGGUCGAGAUCUGCGGCUGAAUGAGGUUCGGCGCCUUUUGUGCUCAGCCAGACCUGUUGCCAUCCAAACAUCUACAAAUCCUAGUGCCUCUGAUCAGGACCAUCAACAGGCACAGCUAUGGCAGCUAGCCCAAAGGACCACAGCUCUUCCUCUUGGCCGUGGUGCAUUUACUCUUGCUACCACCUGCACUCUUUUGACAGAGGUCUUUCUAGUCCCAAAGCUUAAUUUGUCAGGUCGAUUGCCAGCCCAACAGAAUGCAACUGUUAAUCUAGAUCCUAACAUUAGGAACAUUCAAGAACUUAGAUCUUGGCCGGAGUUUCACAAUGCUGUGGCAACCGGGUUAAGGCUGGCUCCCUUUCAGGGGAAAAUGUCAAGAACCUGGAUUCUAUAUAACAGGCCAGAGGAGCCAAAUGUUACUCAUGCAGGCCUUCUGCUUGCGCUAGGUUUACAUGGACAUUUGCGUGUUUUAUCAGUCACUGAUAUAUACCAGUACUAUUCCAAGGAACAUGAAAGCACAACUGUAGGACUGAUGCUAGGUUUGGCAGCAUCUUAUAGGGGCACUAUGCAACCAGCAAUAUCAAAGUCACUGUAUUUUCAUGUUCCAGCUCGUCAUCCAUCGUCCUUUCCGGAUUUGGAGUUUCCAACACUUCUUCAGUCUGCGGCACUCAUGGCUGUUGGGCUUCUUUAUGAAGGUUCAGCACAUCCUCAAACAAUGCAAACUCUUCUGGGAGAAAUUGGCCGUAAAAGUGGAGGUGAUAAUGUACUUGAAAGAGAAUGUUAUGCUGUUUCUGCAGGGUCUGCAAUGGGACUUGUAGCUUUGGGUCGAGGCGAAGAUGUACUUGGUUUCAUGAGAACAUUGGUGGAUCGGCUGUUCCAAUACAUUGGUGGCAAAGAAUCUCAGAAUCAGAGAUCACUUACCAUAAAACCAUCAACAGAUGAGCAAAAUCGUGGUGCUGGACAGAUGAUGGAUGGUACAUCUGUCAAUGUUGAUGUCACAGCCCCUGGAGCUAUAAUUGCUCUUGCUCUGAUGUUUUUGAAGACAGAGUUGAAAGUUAUGGCAUCUAGGCUUUCUAUUCCUCAUACCCAUUUUGAACUGCAAUAUGUGAGACCUGAUUUUAUAAUGCUCCGUGUUAUUGCAAGGAAUUUGAUAAUGUGGAGCAGGGUACAGCCUUCUGGGGAAUGGAUUCAAUCCCAGAUUCCUGAUAUUGUGAAGAUGGGUGUAUUGAGCAUUGGUGAUGAGACAGCUGACUGUGAUGAAUUGGAUGUUGAAGCACUGGUUCAGGCAUUUGUCAAUAUAGUAGCCGGAGCAUGCAUUUCUCUUGGAUUGAGAUAUGCUGGAACCAGAAAUGGUGAUGCACAAGAAUUACUUUACAAUUAUGCUGUCUACUUUCUAAAUGAGAUCAAGCCUGUCUCUGUUACAAGUGGGAUUACAUUACCCAAGGGAUUGUCUCAGUAUGUAGAUCGAGGCACAUUAGAGAUAUGCCUGCACCUCAUUGUUCUUUCCCUUUCUGUCGUUAUGGCAGGCUCAGGACAUCUACAGACGUUUCGGUUGUUGAGAUUUCUUCGAAGUCGAAACCCUGCAGAUGGGCAUGCUAGUUAUGGUAUCCAAAUGGCUGUGAGCUUAGCAAUUGGUUUCUUGUUUCUUGGUGGUGGAAUGCAUACUUUCUCAACAAGCAAUACUGCUAUUGCUUCUCUACUGAUUACUCUCUAUCCACGCUUACCUAAUGGACCAAAUGACAACCGUUGCCAUCUUCAGGCAUUCAGGCACUUGUACGUCCUUGCUGCUGAAGCUCGCUGGGUGCAAACAAUUGAUGUUGAUACUGGUCUUCCUGUUUAUGCACCUCUUGAGGUGACUACUGUAGAAACAGAAAAUUAUGCGGAGACAAGCUUUUGUGAGAUCAGUCCUUGUAUUCUGCCAGAACGUGCUGUUCUGAAGACAGUACGAGUUUGUGGACCCAGGUAUUGGCCUCAAGUCAUAGAGCUUGUUCCUGAAGAUAAACCCUGGUGGAGUUCUGUCGACAAGAACAACCCAUUUAACUGUGGCAUCAUUUAUAUCAAGCGAAAAGUUGGAGCUUGUUCCUAUGUCGAUGAUCCUAUUGGAUGUCAGUCAUUGUUGUCACGGGCAAUGCACAAGGCGUGUGAUUUGACAAGUCUGAGAGCUUGUACUGCAAGUAUAAGAGGAAAUGAUGAACCUGGUUCAUUUAAGGUUGAUCAGUUGGUCAGUACUUUCUCAACUGAUCCAAGCUUAAUAGCUUUUGCACAACUGUGUUGUGACCCUUCCUGGAACAGCAGAUCUGAUGUUGAUUUCCAGGAAUUUUGUUUGCAAGUGCUAUUUGAGUGUGUGACCAAGGACAGACCGGCUCUUUUACAGGUUUAUGUCUCAUUAUACACAACACUUGGAUCAAUGGCUGAGCAGGUGACCAGUGGAAAUGAUAUUCUAGGCGACUCACUAUUUAUCUCUAGUCUGAAGCUUGCACUAUCCUAUGGUGAUGCUUUGACCAAUGGAAGGUUGAGCACUUCAAGAGGAAGCAUUCUUCAAUCUAUCUUCAUUGGAUCUAUCAGGAAGCGUGUGGAAGAGAUUCUGAAUUAUUCUCAAAGAAUGAAAGAUGAUCUUUAUGAUUAUUUGAGUUCAGGUAGGUGGCCACACUGGCAGUCUGAAGGAAUGAUCAAUACCAUGCUACUUUCGUGGUUUCUUAAGUGGUUUGAGGUGCCUCCUCAUCUUGUUGUCAAGUCUGCUGUGGAGAAAAUCAAGCCCAGGAUCAAGACUUCAUCUUCAAUUCCCAUGCUGCAGAUGCUGUUUCCACAAACUCACAUUAAUGCAAUCAUUGAGAUUGAUAACUUGUUUUCAAGAGUAAAUAGUUGAGUUUAAGAUUUUGGCUCAUGGACAAGUUAUCAUGGACAAGCAGGGAAUUUACACCCACUAGUUGCCCCUCCGCGGCUGGAAUUCUGUCAUAUAUGUCAUGCAUGUGUAACUUAGUGAGGGGGCCAAACUCAUUUGGUUCCACCUUCCCCAUCCCGCACCCAAAUUUCUUUGUAUGAACUAAAGUACUAGGGCAUGCCCCGAGCCAUCAUCAGUGAUGGGGCCCUAGGUUCUGAGCAGAAGUGUUCAAACAGUUAUUGUAUAUUUGGGUUUUUUUUUUUGUUGGGGGGGGGGGGGGUUGGGGGUGGGUUGUAAUUUAUGAAGGGGUAUGUAACAUAAAAUUUAAGGGAGUCUUGUGGCAUUUUUUUCCCCCGAGGUCGUUAAUGUAAUAAUCCUGGAGUUUCCAUCUGAGGCAAUUCUCCAAUUAAAAGAAGUAAUUAUGGAUUUUAGUAGUAAGAAUUCAUGCAAUAUGUUAUACUCUCCCUUGCACAAGGUUAUCAUAUUAUGAUAUUUUACCUCCAUUGUUUGUUA